Molecule: messenger RNA, 1495 nt
Organism: Astyanax mexicanus (Mexican tetra)
Lineage: Eukaryota; Metazoa; Chordata; Actinopteri; Characiformes; Acestrorhamphidae
Product: E3 SUMO-protein ligase ZBED1-like
Exons: 1
Coding region: 331-1353 (340 amino acids)
Molecular function (GO): DNA binding
Source: RefSeq, a predicted model, not a curated record
CUGUGCGAUAAAACGAUAACGAUAAUUAUCGCGAAAUAACUUUUUCUCGAUAGAACAAUAAGACAUAGUCGAUAAAUCUUCGAUAUAACUUGUUCCAGGAAUGUUUCUGACAGACAACGGAAACAGCCAAUGAGAUUAAGAGUAGCGCCACGCUGAACCAAUCAUGUGGCUGGAAUAGAGCUACGUCGGGUUUGGUUGACGCCCACAGCUUUCCCCACCCGGGGCGAGUAGGUCACACGCUAAUGUUUGGGCUUCUGCAGAGCUGCACGCUGCUAUGCUAAUUAGCUAACGCUAGCUAGCUAAGAGCUAGAGUAACAAAAAGGAAAUAAAAUGGAGACGGAAAACGUUAAAAAAACCUCAAGCGACAGCAUUACCCAGGUAGACCCCCCAACCAACACAGCCCAAGGCUCAAAUGAUGAGGAAAUCGUUGAAAAAAAUGGUCCGACGAAUUCGGUUGUGUGGAGGUAUUUUGGAUACUUAAAGUCGGACAAGAGGCAAAGCAGCGUUCACUGCAGACUGUGUCGCAAGCAUGUUCCCACAAAGACAGGUAAUACUACCAAUCUUUUUUACCAUCUGAAGCAGUGCCAUACUUUAGAGCACACGGAAUGCAAGCAUUUACAGUCCCAGAUCAAAGCAAGCACCGGUGGUCCAUCUAAAACAACAACCAGUGUGAUGCCCAUGCAACAGCAGACCGUAGUGUCUGCUUUCUCCGCCGCGAUGCCAUACAACAAAAAAACGAAGAGACACGGUGAUAUAACAAAUGCGAUAACCUAUUUUAUUGGAAAAGAUAUGAUGCCAAUAAACACGGUUGAAAAUGACGGAUUUAAGCGGCUGAUAAAAGUACUUGACCCCCGUUACCAACUACCUGGCCGUAAACAUUUCUCUCACACGGCACUUCCCCAGCUAUACACGGAGUGCAGAGAGAAAGUUGAAAACGAACUGCAAAGUGUGUCCUACUUCGCGACCACGUCAGAUUUGUGGUCAAGUCGCACUUCCGAACCUUAUUUGAGCCUCACUGCCCACUUCAUUGACAAUGACUGGAAUUUGAAAAGCAAAUGUCUUCAAACCGCCUACUUUCCUGAAGACCAUACAGGCGAAAUAAUGGCUUUAGGACUGGCAGAAGCACUUGCAUCCUGGGGACUAAGUGAAGCCAAACAAGUCUGCAUCACAACAGACAGUGGAACAAAUAUAGUAAAGGCAACAUCAAUUAACAACUGGACACGGCUGCAGUGCUUCGGGCAUGUACUUCACUCUGCUGUUGGUAAGUUGAUGAGAAGAAUUUUAUAUUUGUUGCGACUUAAAUUGCAUAUCCAACUCAGACAAACUGCAAGAAUGAGCUUGAAAUCUCACUAACUUUAAGCAUUAAGUGUAAGAGUAAAUUAAUAAUGAAACUGGAAAAUAGUGAUACACAGUUGGUUACUUUAAAGUUAAAAUUGAUUACAAAAAUGGUCAGUCUUUUAUUCAGAAGCUAAACUGAUUGUUUUAUUUUAAUGAA